AUGCGUGGCUAUGACCUUGAUAACCAAUUUUGUCGUAUUUUAGAUCCUUCACGACCGUUUAAUAAAUAUAUCGGUGUGAAUCCUCUUGUAUUUAAUAAUUCAACUCAAAAAAUCGCCAUUGCAUUAUGGUCAGAUGAAGAAACAAAUAAUACAAAAUUAAAUAUUACACAGGAUCGUUGGUUCACAUACGGAAUAUUUACUGAAUAUGAAGAUCCUAAGUAUGCUAAAUUCCAAAUUGUCAAAAUGCCAUCUUUAUCAUAUUUGUAUGUUACGAGGAUAGAAAUAUAUGAUGUUGCCAAAGCAGAUGCUAUAAUCGGAAGUAGAACAGGCCAAAAGUCUGAUACGAUUGUCAAAUACGAUAAAAUGUUUACAAGCUUUAAUAUUGCUGGAUUUGCCAUUAGUAAUCAUCUUUGGGAACUUUUCAGAAUUAUUCCUGCAAAUUAUGUUAAUAAUACACGAAUAAAUUCCCAAGAAUAUCCUGUACAACUUUGGUAUUGUCGAGUAGAAUUUACUCUUCUUCAGCUUGCUGCCAAUAUGGGUGGUUUCUUAAGCGCACUUAGUGUUAUUUAUUUCACUUUAUUUGGAUCCCGAAAAAUGAAUCCUUGGGGUAUUAUUCAGCGUUACAUACUUAAAACAGUGCCAUCUAUUUCAGAAUCUUACUUUUCAAUGACUGAAUCACAUUUAGCAUGUUCAGAUAUUGAAGCAAAUAAUAAUGAUAUAGAGCGUAAACAAAUUUAUUCUAGAAGAAACUCUGUUGAAACUAAUUCAGAAUCUUCUCUUUCGAGUUUUGAACAAACUUUAAUUGCUGAUAUAGAUGAAUCAAAGAUUCAAACAAUAAGAUACGAGUUACAUGCUGAAAUGCAGAGGAUUAUUAAAAAAGAACUUUUAACAUUUAGGAGAUUUUUAGGUAAAUACUAUCUUAAAAAUAUAUGA
Messenger RNA from Cetraspora pellucida, 933 nucleotides. NCBI's taxonomy places the organism in Eukaryota, Fungi, Glomeromycota, Glomeromycetes, Diversisporales, Gigasporaceae. The record is from the annotation of a GenBank genome assembly.